This is a messenger RNA of Falco peregrinus (peregrine falcon), 6807 nucleotides long. RefSeq names its product protein unc-13 homolog A. Gene Ontology annotation, molecular function: diacylglycerol binding; syntaxin-1 binding; calmodulin binding. Gene Ontology annotation, biological process: synaptic transmission, glutamatergic; presynaptic dense core vesicle exocytosis; synaptic vesicle priming. NCBI's taxonomy places the organism in Eukaryota, Metazoa, Chordata, Aves, Falconiformes, Falconidae. The record is from RefSeq and is a predicted model, not a curated record. Gene Ontology annotation, cellular component: neuromuscular junction; terminal bouton; plasma membrane.
GGCCGCCCGCUAGGACCGGGGCGGCGGCGGCAGCGGCGGCCCCCGCGCCCCCCCCCCCCCGCCCCCGGCACCGGCGCCGCCACCGGGAUCAUGUCGCUGCUCUGCGUCGGAGUUAAAAAGGCCAAGUUCGACGGGCCCCAAGAGAAGUUUAACACCUACGUAACACUGAAGGUACAAAAUGUCAAGAGCACAACCAUCGCGGUGCGGGGCAACCUGCCCUCCUGGGAGCAGGACUUCAUGUUUGAGAUCAACCGGCUCGACCUGGGCCUGACGGUGGAGGUGUGGAACAAGGGGCUCAUCUGGGACACCAUGGUGGGGACAGUGUGGAUCCCCCUCCGGACCAUCCGGCAGUCCAAUGAGGAGGGCCCUGGGGAAUGGCUCACACUCGACUCCCAGGUCAUCAUGACCGACAAUGAGAUUUCAGGCACCAAGGACCCCACUUUCCACCGAAUCCUCCUUGACACUCGCUUCGAGCUGCCGCUGGAUAUCCCCGAGGAGGAGGCCAGGUAUUGGGCCAAGAAACUGGAGCAGCUCAAUGCCAUGCGGGACCAGGACGAUUAUGCCUUCCAGGAGGAGCAGGAAAAGCCUCUGCCUGUUCACAGCUCCCAGUGCUGCAACUGGAAUUAUUUUGGCUGGGGAGAACAGCAGAACGAUGACCCUGACAGCACAGUGGAUGACCGGGACAGCGAUUAUCGCAGCGAGACCAGCAACAGUAUCCCGCCACCGUACUACACCACCUCCCAGCCCAAUGCCUCCGUCCACCAGUACCCCAUGAGGCACCAGCAGCAGAGCUCCCGCGACUCCUACACCGACUCCAUGCAGAGCUACGAGAUGGACUACUCAGACCAGCGUCCCAUCAGCCCCACGGGGAGCAGCCGCUACGCCUCGUCGGCCGAGCUGAGCCAGGGCAGCUCCCAGCUGAGCGAGGACUUCGAGAAUGAGAGCCUGCGGGACUCGGAGCUGGAUGAGCGGGACGGCGACUCCUACCACUCCUGCCACAGCUCUGUCAGCUACCGCAAGGACUCGCCCCGCUGGGAGGAGGAGGAGGAGGAUGAUGAGGAUCUCUAUUUGGAGGAGGAGGAAGAGGAAGAGGAAGAGUUCAAUGAGGACUACAGCGAGAACGAGGAAGGCUACCCCAAGGAGGAGGAGGAGGAGGACCUGCAGGAGCAGGACACCUAUGAAACCCCCGAGCGUGAUGCCUACCCUCCACCUCAGAAACCCCCGGGGCAGCAGCAACAGGUCCCACAGCAGCAGCAGCAGCAGCAGCAACCCCAGCAACCCCAGCUGGUCCCACAGCUGAAGCCGCAGCAGCAGGAGAGGAAGGAGGAGAGGAAAGAGGAGAGGAAGGAGGAGAAGGACACCUCUGCCCCCCAGGAAACCCCAGAGGCCCCCCAGGCCGAGCGGGGAGCAGAUGAAGCUCCCCUGCCAGAGGUGGCCCCCGAGCCUGAGCCCCUGAAACCAGCUGAGAGGGAGGAGGCAGAAGUGGAGGUGCAGGACCCCAAAGCCCGAGCCAAAGCCAACUGGCUGAGAGCCUUCAACAAGGUCUGCAUGCAGCUGCAGGAGGCUCGCGGGGAAGGUGAUGGAGAAGCUAAAUCCCUGUGGUUCAAAGGCGGGCCUGGAGGUGGGUUGAUCAUUAUAGACAGCAUGCCGGACAUACGCAAGCGAAAACCCAUCCCCCUAGUUAGCGAUUUGGCAAUGUCCCUGGUCCAGUCCAGGAAAGCGGGAAUCACGUCCGCGCUGGCCUCGAGCACCUUGAACAACGAAGAGUUGAAAAACCAUGUUUACAAGAAGACCCUGCAAGCCUUAGUGUACCCCAUCUCCUGCACGACGCCCCACAACUUUGAGGUGUGGACAGCCACCACCCCCACCUACUGCUACGAGUGUGAGGGGCUGCUCUGGGGCAUCGCCCGGCAGGGCAUGCGCUGUGCCGAGUGCGGCGUCAAGUGUCAUGAGAAGUGCCAGGACCUGCUCAAUGCUGACUGCCUGCAGAGGGCGGCAGAGAAAAGCUCCAAGCACGGAGCAGAGGACCGGACCCAGAAUAUCAUCAUGGUGCUCAAGGACCGCAUGAAGAUCCGGGAGCGCAACAAGCCGGAGAUAUUUGAGCUGAUCCAGGAGGUGUUUGGGGUCACCAAGACCACGCACACACAGCAGAUGAAGGCAGUGAAGCAGAGUGUCCUGGAUGGCACCUCCAAAUGGUCAGCCAAGAUCAGCAUCACGGUUGUUUGUGCCCAGGGUCUGCAAGCAAAGGAUAAGACGGGUUCCAGUGACCCAUAUGUCACUGUCCAGGUUGGAAAGACAAAAAAAAGGACUAAAACGAUCUAUGGCAAUCUCAACCCGGUCUGGGAGGAGAAUUUCCAUUUCGAGUGCCAUAACUCCUCCGACCGCAUCAAGGUCCGCGUCUGGGACGAAGAUGAUGAUAUCAAGUCCCGUGUCAAGCAGCGCUUCAAGAGGGAGUCUGACGACUUCCUGGGCCAGACAAUCAUUGAGGUCCGGACCCUGAGCGGGGAGAUGGACGUCUGGUACAACCUCGACAAGCGGACAGACAAGUCGGCCGUGUCAGGAGCCAUCCGGCUGCACAUCAGCGUGGAGAUCAAAGGCGAGGAGAAGGUGGCUCCCUACCACGUACAGUACACCUGCCUGCACGAGAACCUCUUCCACUUCGUGACGGAUUUGCAAAACAACGGGGUGGUGAAGAUCCCCGACGCCAAGGGGGAUGACGCCUGGAAGGUGUACUUCGAUGAGACAGCCCAGGAGAUUGUGGAUGAGUUUGCCAUGCGCUAUGGGGUGGAGUCCAUCUACCAGGCCAUGACGCAUUUUGCCUGCCUUUCCUCCAAAUACAUGUGCCCGGGGGUGCCGGCGGUGAUGAGUACCCUGCUAGCCAACAUCAACGCCUACUAUGCCCACACCACGGCUUCCACCAACGUCUCAGCCUCUGACCGCUUUGCUGCUUCCAAUUUCGGGAAGGAACGGUUUGUCAAACUCCUCGACCAGCUGCACAACUCGCUGCGGAUCGACCUCUCCAUGUACCGGAACAACUUCCCUGCCAGCAGUCCGGAACGGCUGCAGGAUCUCAAGUCCACAGUGGAUUUACUGACCAGCAUCACCUUCUUUCGGAUGAAGGUCCAGGAGCUGCAGAGCCCCCCCCGAGCCAGCCAGGUGGUGAAGGACUGCGUGAAAGCCUGCCUCAACUCCACCUAUGAGUACAUCUUCAACAACUGUCACGAGCUGUACAGUCGCGAGUACCAGACGGACCCGACUAAGAAAGGCGAGGUGCCCCCUGAGGAGCAGGGCCCCAGCAUCAAAAACCUGGACUUCUGGUCCAAGCUCAUCACCCUGAUAGUCUCCAUUAUCGAGGAGGACAAGAAUUCCUACACGCCCUGCCUGAACCAGUUCCCCCAGGAGCUGAACGUGGGGAAGAUCAGCGCCGAGGUGAUGUGGAACCUCUUCGCUCAAGACAUGAAAUACGCUAUGGAGGAGCACGACAAGCACCGCCUAUGCAAGAGCGCGGACUACAUGAACCUGCACUUCAAGGUGAAGUGGCUCUACAACGAGUACGUCACUGAGCUGCCCUCCUUCAAGAGCCGUGUGCCCGAGUACCCGGCCUGGUUUGAGCCCUUCGUUAUCCAGUGGCUGGAUGAGAACGAAGAGGUGUCACGGGAUUUCCUGCACGGAGCACUGGAGCGGGACAAGAAGGAUGGGUUCCAGCAGACGUCGGAGCACGCACUCUUCUCUUGCUCUGUGGUGGAUGUCUUCUCCCAGCUCAACCAGAGCUUCGAGAUCAUCAAGAAGCUUGAAUGCCCCGACCCCCAGAUUGUUGGGCACUACAUGCGAAGGUUUGCCAAGACCAUCAGCAACGUGCUACUCCAGUACGCUGAGAUCAUCUCCAAGGAUUUCGCCUCCUACUGCUCCAAGGAGAAAGAGAAAGUGCCCUGCAUCCUGAUGAACAACAUCCAGCAGCUCCGUGUCCAGCUCGAGAAGAUGUUUGAAGCCAUGGGUGGGAAAGAGCUGGACACAGAAGCCAGUGAUAUCCUCAAGGAACUGCAGGUGAAACUCAACAAUGUCCUGGAUGAGCUGAGCCGAGUCUUUGCCACCAGUUUCCAGCCACACAUUGAGGAAUGCGUGAAGCAGAUGGGUGACAUCCUGGGCCAGGUGAAGGGCACUGGCAAUGUCCCUGCCAGCACCUGCAGCAGCGUUGCGCAGGAUGCUGACAAUGUCCUGCAGCCCAUCAUGGACCUCCUGGACAGCAACCUGACACUCUUUGCCAAGAUCUGUGAGAAGACGGUGCUGAAGCGGGUGCUGAAGGAGCUCUGGAAGCUGGUGAUGAACACGAUGGAGAAGACUAUCGUCCUGCCCCCACUCACCGACCAGACGGGCACGCUCUUGAGAAAACAUGGCAAGGGGACAGAGAAGAGCAGGGUGAAGCUGCCCAGUCACACUGAAGGCACGCAGAUGAUUUUCAACGCAGCCAAGGAGCUGGGGCAGCUCUCCAAGCUGAAGGACCACAUGGUGCGGGAGGAAGCCAAGAGCCUGACCCCAAAGCAAUGUGCCGUGGUGGAGCUGGCACUGGACACCAUCAAGCAAUACUUCCAUGCUGGUGGUGUGGGGCUGAAGAAGACGUUCCUGGAGAAGAGCCCCGACCUGCAGUCGCUGCGCUACGCCCUGUCCCUCUACACCCAGGCCACCGACCUCCUCAUCAAAACCUUCGUGCAGACACAGGCUUCGCAGGGCUCCGGUGUGGAUGACCCGGUCGGGGAGGUGUCCAUCCAUGUGGAGCUCUUCACCCACCCCGGCACUGGCGAACACAAAGUCACCGUCAAAGUGGUGGCUGCGAAUGACCUCAAGUGGCAGACGUCGGGCAUCUUCCGGCCCUUCAUCGAGGUCAACAUCAUCGGGCCCCACCUUAGCGACAAGAAGAGGAAAUUUGCCACCAAAUCCAAGAACAACAGCUGGGCCCCCAAGUACAACGAGAGCUUCCAGUUCACGCUGGGGACGGAGACAGGCCCGGAGUGUUACGAGCUGCAGGUGUGUGUGAAGGAUUACUGCUUCGCCCGGGAGGACCGGACCGUGGGCAUCGCUGUCCUGCAGCUCCGUGACAUCCUGCAGCGCCCCGGCUGUGCCUGCUGGCUGCCCCUGGGCCGCCGCAUCCACAUGGAUGACACCGGCCUCACCGUCCUCCGCAUCCUCUCCCAGCGCAACAACGACGAGGUGGCCAAGGAGUUUGUCAAGCUCAAGUCGGACACACGCUCAGCUGAGGAGGGCAGCAGUUAAACCCCCUCUCGCCCCCCCAGCCCUCUCCCCCCACUCCUGGCACCUUUUCUACAGCAUCCUCCAGCCAUGUAUAAGCCAUAAGUGCGGCCACGAGAGGAGUCUCCUUCCCAGCCCUGGUGUGGGUGAGGGGGGGAUGUGGCUCCAGUGACAGACCCACCCUGUCCCUCCCUUGGCCAAACUGGCUGGGUGACAGCGGGGCAGAGCACAGCCGUGCCCCCGUCCCACCCCCAUGGGAAGGUGCUGGGGCUGGUGGGGCUGCAGGGAAGGGCUGGACCCCAGCCUGGGUGAUGGGGCAGAUGUGCCCCUUGCCAGCCUGCCUGAGGUGGAGGAACCCCAAUGGCCCAUCCCUGCCCCCACCCUGUCCUACCCAGCCCCAACCCUCCACGAGUGACAUAAAGAAAGGGCUGGGGGAGUGUCUCAUCCCACCCGGGGUGUUGGUGAGUGGCUGGAAGGCACCAUAGCCCCUUGUCCCCAUCCCUCGAGCAUCAUCGGGCACCCUGAGGGACAGGGAGGCUCCCACCUGCUGAGCACCCUGUACAUAUGUAAAUAGCUGUACAUACAGGGGGCAGCCGGAUGACGAGGCUGUGUCCUGCACCCGGAAGGGCUAUUGGGGCUGUUGGGUGGGGGGUGCAGCCCCCACCUGCCCUGCAGUGUCCCCUCCCUGGCUGGCAGCAGUAUCACUGGGGCCGGAAGCGGCAGGGAGCAGCCCCCGGCCCCUAUCCUGUCUUCCCUGCCAUGCCGCCACCGUGGGCUGCCCCACUGCUGCCCCCAGGGUGCCAGGGCUUGGGGGCAAGGGCUGGGGGCACUGGAGCGGAGGGACCCAUCUCCCUUUGCUCUGGCCAGUGGGGACCAGCCAUCCCUGUGCAGUGCAGCAGCACCCGUGAGACCUCCUUGGUGCAAGCAAGACCCUUCCCACCCCCAGCCCACAGGACCUCCCCCCCACCCCGAGUUCCCAUUAACCACCAUUUCUGCGUGAUCAGUGGUGUGCGUGUCUCGUGCAAGUGUCCAGGAGGCCAGGGUGUGUGGUGUCAGGGGUGGCCACCCCAGCUGGCCAGUUUGCCCUAAGUACUGGGGAAGACAGAGGCCUGAUGACCCCACAAGUCAAUAUAGCUCUCUCAGCCCCCUCCCCAUCCCAAAACAGGGUACCCCAACUGGCCCCCGUGGUCCUUUUUCUAUGGGGCUUGUCUGGGACCAAAGGGUUUAGCUUUCCUCUCUCAUUUCUGUUCAAUGUUUACACCCCUUUUCUAACCGCUGCUCCCACCCGGCCAGGUUGGGGUGCAGCCCUGCACCCCCCGACCGUGGUGUCCCUGGCCCUGUGCCCCCUCCCCAAACUGUCCUGUUUGGCAUGUGAUUGAACCGACCAAUUCUGCUCCUGUAGCACACGUGUCACCGAUGCCUGUGUGUCUGUACCACCCCGUGCGGCACCGCCAGCGGCGGCUACCAUGGAUGCAUGACAGUGAGAUGUUUUGCACUAUUUUGAAUUUUUUGGGCUCUGUAAAAAUAUUUUAUUAUAACUGACAUUAAAAAGCACACCCUUCA